Messenger RNA from Podarcis lilfordi (Lilford's wall lizard), 27037 nucleotides. The record is from the annotation of a GenBank genome assembly. Lineage: Eukaryota; Metazoa; Chordata; Lepidosauria; Squamata; Lacertidae.
AUGGCCUCUGUCCCUGUGUAUUGUCUCUGCCGCCUGCCCUACGAUGUCACCCGCUUCAUGAUCGAGUGCGACGUUUGCCAGGACUGGUUCCACGGCAGGUGAGAAGGUGGCACUGGGUGGGAACUGACAUUUGGAGGUAGCGGCUCCAAAGCCCCCUGUUUCUUUAAAUCCAGGGUACAGUGGUGCCCCGCAAGACGAACGCCUCGCAAGACGAAAAACCCGCUAGACGAAAGGGUUUUCCGUUUUGGAGGCGCUUCGCAAAACGAAUUUCCCUAUGGGCUUGCUUCGCAAGACGAAAGCCCAUAGGAAAUCUCCGGGGACCUCUUUUAAAUGCUAGCGGUGGGGAGCAAAGCCUUCCCCCUCCGGCCUACAGACGAGGUCCAGGAAGGCUGGCGGGGGCCGAAAGGCUUUGCUCCCCACCGCCAGCAUUUUAAAAGCAGUCCGGGAUAGCAGGGAAGCGCUUCCCGCUAUCCCGGACGGCUUUUGAAGGCAGGAGAGGUCCGCGAAGCCUGGGCGCGCUGAUCUCAGCGCGCGCAGGCUUCGGCAUGCCGGCAACUCUCCGCGAGCAGCGGCAGCGCUGCCGCUGCUUGCGGAGAGGUCCGCGAGCCUGGGCGCGCUGAUCUCAGCGCGCGCAGGCUUCGGCAGGCCGGCAACUCUCCGCGAGCAGCGGCAGCGCUGCCGCUGCUCGCGGAGAGGUCCGCGAAGCCUGGGCGCGCUGAUCUCAGCGCGCCCAGGCUUCGGCAUGCCGGCAACUCUCCGCGAGCAGCGGCAGCGCUGCCGCUGCUCGCGGAGAGGUCCGCGGAGCCUGGGCGCGCUGAUCUCAGCGCGCGCAGGCUUCGGCAUGCCGGCAACUCUCCGCGAGCCGCGGCAGCGCGGCCGCUGCUCGCGGAGAGGUCCGCGAAGCCUGGGCGCGCUGAUCUCAGCGCGCGCAGGCUCGGCAUGCCGGCAACUCUCCGCGAGCAGCGGCAGCGCUGCCGCUGCUCGCGGAGAGGUCCGCGAAGCCUGGGCGCGCUGAUCUCAGCGCGCGCAGGCUCCGGCAUGCCGGCAACUCUCCGCGAGCAGCGGCAGCGCUGCCGCUGCUCGCGGAGAGGUCCGCGAAGCCUGGGCGCGCUGAUCUCAGCGCGCGCAGGCUUCGGCAUGCCGGCAACUCUCCGCGAAGCCUUGGCUGGACAGCUUUUGAAGGCAGGUGGGGGACAAGACUUUCGCCCCGCCAACCUUCAGAAGAGGUCCAGGACCUCUUCUGAAGGCUGGCGGGGGCAAAGUCCUUGUCCCCCUGCCUGCCUUCCCAGGGGCUUUAAUUGUCCCGGACAGCGGAGAAGUCCUCCGCUGUCCCGGGGCAAUUUUAAAAUGCCGCCCGCCAGCAUUUUAAGAUCGCCCCGGACAGCGGAGAAGCCCUCCGCUGUCCCGGGUUUUUAAAAUGCUGGGGGUGGAAGAAAAGCCCUUGUCCCCCCCAGCCUUCAGAAGAGGUCCGGGGACAGACUGUCCCCGGACCUGGUCUGAAGUCGGUUUCCCUAGGAACGCAUUAAUUGAUUUUCAAUGCAUUCCUAUGGGAAACCGUGCAUCGCAAGACGAAAAACUCGCAAGAAGAAAAAACUUGCGGAACGAAUUAAUUUCGUCUUGCGAGGCACCACUGUAUGUCUGUUCUUGGAGAUGCUGCCUUUAAUUGGGGGCCUUCAUGAGGAGUAUGGGUAGAAUGCCAGUUAUUCUCAAAGGGCUAGUUGCUCUAAGAAUCACCUUGCUGGAUCAGGCCAAGAUUUAAAGCUUGAUUCCUUAAAGUGGCCAGUCUGAGACCUCAUGAAGGCAGGAAGGGUCUUCCUCUGUUCCUUGUCCUCAUCAUCUGGAGUUUAGGGUUGAUCUGUCUUUGUGCAUGGAAGCUUCUGGGUGGUUGCCAGAAAUCGAUUGGGGGACCGUGACAUUCAUCCAUAGAAACAGGAGUUGACCAGCGGACUUCAUGUUUAUACCUGCCAAACAGUUGACAUGCCUUAAGUCAUGGAUGGGGAAACUAGCUCUUCAGGUGUCAUCAACCCCAGGAAGUGUGGCUGGUGGCCAGGAAUGAUAGGAGUUCCCCGUCCCCCGUCCCCCAUCCCUGCCCUAAGCUCUGAUAGUUUCAGUUGGUGAGGAGGCUUAAAAUAAGUUAGCCAUUCCCCCCAAACAGGUAAGCAAUGUGCUUAAAUCAGACCAUGCUGGCUAUUAAGGGAUCUGAAAUUAUAGAAGUGCAGCAAAAAUUUAAGAAGCUGUAAUCCUCUUUUCUAUUGUGCUGUUUCAACCCCACGCAGCUUCUUUUUGCACUGGCAUGUAGUGCAGUCAUGUUUCAUGGAAGAUGUGAGCAUAGAACUGCUUUCUAUUGUGCCAUAUUUAUUUUAUUUUUAUUGCAGUUGUUUAUAUCCCACCAUUCAGGAUACAGAUCCUACCAAGGUGGCCUUCAAGUACAUAUUUUAAAAAUAAAAUAAAAAUAGUAACAUCAAAAACACGCUAGGGUCUUUUCUACAUGAUGGUUGUUGGUAGUUCAUCCAGGGGUGGCCCAUCUGGGGCAUGUCCUCAGGUGAACUUCACCUGCCUCCUUUCGCUCCUGGAAUUCCUCUCAUAUGGUUGAUGGUAGAGUACUCUGUUUUUUGCCAAACUGUCAGACACCCAUCACCAACAGUCGUAUCUGGAUUAAAUUUCAGAUUGUUCCUUCAUUUAGCCAGCGUUUUUUUCAACUGGUAGCAACUGCAUGCAGAGCCUCUCACACAGCCAUUUCUUACUCCCUUGUAGGACAUCAAUAGGUGAAGAUGCCUUCACUACCAGGUCGCAGGAUGGAACGGACAGACAGUUGAUUAAAAAAUGAGCAACUAGGUGCAACUUCUUAAACAAAGAGUGUGGACGUUGGAACGUGGGGUGUUUCUCUUUUAAGGAGCAUUUGGCUGCAAUUCCAUCAGGUCCUCAGGACUUGCUGGUUUAGAAUAGAAAGGGUUGCCUUAAACUGGAAAGGACCUGUCUAGCCAAGUGAAGUGUCCUAUGUAUCUUUGAGGUCUCUGACAGAUGACUGUCCCAUUCCUCUUGCAUGCCCUUGAACUGGAGAUAUUGUAUAUACAAACUAGGCGCUCUGACUUAGGGUACAGUUCCUGUGUUUCAGAGUUAGAAGAAACAGUCUCUGGGCUUGUACAGGGUGGUCAUCUAGGGCUGGGUGGUUGUAGACUUUAGGGAUAUUGCUUCUUUUGGAGCAAGUGGAGAACCUGUGACCUUCCAAUUGUGCUUGGACUCCCCUCAUCAACCUCAGCCAGUAUGGCCAAUGGUCAGGGAUGAUGGGAGUUGUAGUCUAAUGACAGCUGGAGGCCACAGUCUUCCCAUACCUGUUAUAGUGGUUGUUGUCUGUCUUUUGGAGAGAUAUGUGACUGACUUUCUCUCUUCAAGCUGUGUUGGAGUAGAAGAGGAUGCAGCAGCCGACAUUGACUUGUAUCACUGCCCUAACUGCCAACUUCUUCAUGGACCAUCUGUCAGUAAGUUAUGGGCCUGCUGUGAUUUUUCAGUGGGAUGAAGACUUAAUAGGAUAUAUUUGUAUACUAAUUCCUGCAUGGAUGCUGUCUCAUCACAAAUCACAAAAUCUGGUGUAUUGAUCAAAUCCCUAUGAAUGAGAGCUUCUCUUUUUUUAAAAGUGCUACUCCUUGUGGUUCGAGAGAGAAAUUCUGUAAUAUAAAAACACAAUGUGUCUGCUAAAGGAUUCAAGAACAGAGAUCGGGGAAAGCUUUUGUGGCUUUGCACAGUGCCUCAGGGACUCCUGUCCCAAAUUUCCUGCCUCCCUUACAGCUUUGCUGUUUUCAGUUAUCCAGUAUUCAAUCCAGUGCUUUUUGACUAAUAGUCAGGACUUAAUUUUUCAGAACUGAGUACAUAAAAAUUCUGUACUGAGGCAAGAUGGUUCUGCAACCCUUACAAGUUAUGCAGAUGUGUAUUGUUCAUCUUAAUUGGCACAGUCUGUUUGCGUUUUGACUGUUUUACAUCAUUCCAGUUUAUGCAGAUUUGCAUAAACUGUUUGCAUUGUUCCACUAUUUUACAGAGUUUAUUUUUUAAAGUAAUGUACAGUAUUUGCUAGUUUAGAAGAGGGGUAAGGACCUCAGUCCAAUCCUCUGGAAAGUUUAUUCACCUACUCUUCUGGCUUCUGUAAUUUCAGCAGGUAUUGCCCACACACUUUCAAGCCACUCUUUUGCAACCACCAGGAGUGGAAAUUUGGGUGGGUUUUUUUGUUUGUUUGUUUUUGAAUGAAGGCUGAGAGUUGUAGGAAACUGAAUUUUGUCCAAUAUCUCAUUCAGUUCUUCUCCUGUGCUUUAGAACAUUGUGGUGUAUAUGCAUCCCUGCUGAUGUUGGCAUAUCUCCAUGUUUAAUCAUUGUGGAGAUAAGGGAGUUCCAGCAGCAGUGCAGAGUUUUUAGAAACUUAUGCUUUGCAAGUUCUCUCAUGUAUGCAACUAUUAAAGAAAGAUACAGUGUUGAAAAAUGGACUGUCCCUGGUCUAGCCCAAUAGCUGACCCACAAUUUAGGGUCUUAGGAUGAUGCCUUUAGCUGGAGGUUUCCGCAGGGUGGUGUUUGCCAAACCUGAUAUACUUUCUAACACUCUACUAUGGCCCUUUGUUUAGCACAGACCUUCCCAAGGAGUGUGGUGGAGUCUCCUUCUUUGGAGGUCUUUAAGCAGAGGCUUGACAACCAUAUGUCAGGAGUGCUCUGAUGGUGUUUCCUGCUUGGCAGGGGGUUGGACUCGAUGGCCCUUGUGGUCUAUUCCAACUCUAUGAUUCUAUGAUACUCAUGUGUAGGCCCUUGACUACAGGUGUGUGUGUGUGUGUGUUUUGUUUGUUUGUAACCUCCUCAUCAGCAGUAUUCUCUUAGCUCCUUCAAUAUCUUUGUCACCUUCCUCUGCUUAUGUCUUUUUCUCCCCCUGCCUUUUACUAUCUUGCUUUCCCCUCCCCCUGACAGUGAAGCGGCGCCGGGGGACCCAAAAACAGCCUGACUCAUGUGCGGUCAAAGAGGUUGGCAAGGCGGUGAAGACCGGAAGCAGUCUGUUCAUCAAGGAACUUCGCAGCAGGACGUUCCCUAGGUGGGCACAUGCUUGGUGAUCUUUGGGUGACCCAAGAGGAAAGAAGGAAGACUUUCCAAAAUCCAUGUUACAGGGUAGCUGGUGUUCAGGUUGAGGGAAGCUUUUGUUCCAGAAGGCCAAGAAUGCACUGUGGACAAGCCCUUUUUAUUCCACACCUGCCUGCUCGGGCAGAAGCUGUCUGUCUGGGGCUUUGUUUCCCAGCAACUUUGUGCAGGAUGGAAUGAAUGGUACAGCUGUAACAUCAGGGCUCUUUUAACAUCAGGACUCCUUUAGCCACAGUUAAAAUGAGGAUUUCAUCACUGUGGGAUCUCACGUUCAUUUCCCUCUGCCUCUGCUUAGAGCAAAUGUUCUCAUUUCCACUGUAACUGUGAUUAAAGGGUAAGUCAGCACCUAUGUCAGGUAUAGGCAAACUCCGGCCCUCCAGAUGUUUGGGACUACAAUUCCCAUCAUCCCUGACCACUGGUCCUGUUAGCUAGGGAUGAUGGGAAUUGUAGUCCUGAACAUCUGGAGGGCUGGAGUUUGCCUAUGCCUGACCUAUGUUAUCCUGAGUAAAGGUGACCAGGUUCAAAGUCCGCUCUUAGUGACUCAGCUGCUAAAGAGGCUUGGUGGUGGUGGUGUACCUAAAAUACAGCAAGUGGUCAAUUGUCCACCUCACGCAGUUCACGUGCAGGACUACAGAGACACUCCAUAGAUUGGCUGAACUUGGUGAGCCCAGAGUGGCCUCUGUGCCUCUUGAGUGCUGCCUGUAAGAUGGUCUCCACCACCUACUCUUCAAUCAAAGAUAUUGCGCUUCAUGCUUUUCCACCAUUCCAUGUGAUCCUGAUUUCUUACUCAAUGGGCAGUUGAGCCCUGAGAUGAUUUUCCCCCAAGGUGAUUUAGUAAAAAUGAAAGGAAGAAGAAUGUAUGAAUGAUUUGUUGCCUCAAGGUUGGGGUUCAUUUUUCUGAUGGUAUUUUGGAUCCAUUAAUCGUGAAGAAGAGAUGCAUUCCAAUGGGUUGAAGUCCAGUAGUCUGUUGAACUAUUAUUUUAGAAAGUCGUGGCACAGCAGGUCCAGCGAGCAGCUUGUUAACGGUCUGAUACAGUCUUGAUAGCAGGCUGUUUCUUUGUUUUAUGAACUGGUCUGCUAUUUAUUGUUUUCUGACUUUCCUUCUGACUCUUUGGGGAAUCUCCCUGCAGCUGCUCACACCCUUGGUCCUGCCCCACCCCCCUGCUGCACAGAGCGUCUCCAAAGAGAGUCUUCUAGGCUGCAGCUGCGGGGGGGGGGGCUCCUCCCACCACAACAAAUAGCAAACCAAGUCAUAUAACAUAGAAGGCUAGGGCAAUCAGAUGAGUCUGUGGUGGACUCUGUGUUCUGUGACAGAUGCACCAAUAAUAAUAUUAAUAAUAUAACUUUAUUAUUUAUAUUUCACCCAUCUGGCUGGGUUUCUCCUGCCACUGGGCGGCUUCCAGCAAAAUGUUACCUAAGAGGUAGAAACUUGGGAUUGGCUUGUUGUUCUUGGCCUGACUCCCCCCCCCCCCCGCUGCUUCCCCAGUGCGGACGAGGUUAUCCUAAAGCCAAGCGGGACCCAGCUGACCGUGGAGUUUCUGGAGGAGAACAGCUUCAGCGUCCCCAUCCUUGUCCUGAAGAAGGAUGGGCUGGGCAUGACCCUUCCUCCACCUUCCUUCACCGUGCGGGAUGUGGAGCAUUAUGUGGGUGAGUAGCGGGGGAGCGUUGCCAGCAGAGUGGCCAAAGGAGACCUAUGUGUUGGGUGCUUCAUUCAUUGCAGUCAGGAAAGGGAGCCAGCAAGUCACACAGCUUGGUGUAAUGUUGUCCUUUCAUCGCAGAGGCGGUGUCGUUACUUGCAGAGCCAGUGUGGUGUAGUGGUUAAGAGCAGUAGUCUCAUAAUCUGGGGAACCGGGUUCGCGUCUCCGCUCCUCCACAUGCAGCUGCUGGGUGACCUUGGGCCAGUCACACUUCUUUGAAGUCUCUCAGCCCCACUCACCUCACAGAGUGUUUGUUGUGGGGGAGGAAGGGAAAGGAGAAUGUUAGCCGCUUUGAGACUCCUUAAAGGGAGUGAAAGGCGGGAUAUCAAAUCCAAACUCUUCUUCUUCUUCUUGCAAUUGCAUUUUGCACAUGAUUGCAUGCAGAGAAAAAUACUGUAUUUUUCGCUCUAUAAGACACACCUAUUCCCUCCUAAAAAGUAAGGGGAAAUGUGUGUGUGUCUUAUGGAGCAAAUGCAGGCUGCACAGCUAUCACUGAAGCCAGAACAGCAAGAGGGAUCGUUGCGCAGCGAAAGCAGCGAUCCCUUUUGCUGUUUUGACUUCGCUUCGCUGGAGAGGCGCUGUGCAGAGGGGGAAAGCUGAAUCUAUGCAGCGCCACCUCCUCUAAAACUAGGUGUGUCUUAUGGUCAGGUGCAUUUUAUAGGGCGAAAAAUACGGUAGUCUGUGGGAAUAAUCUUAUUUGUCCUUUCUUCCAUGAUUGUGACUGAUGAGAAUAAAUAGGGAGAAGAAGUCUUAUCUUUCGCCACGUGGGUUGCUUAUCCCCCUAGAGCCAUUAUUGGUUUCCCAGCCUCUUUGAGGGUGCAUGGCUAUGCUCACUCACUUGUCCUCCUGCUCCACAAAUGCCACCCCAGAGGCAAAAGAUACGUGUGUGGAAGCAGCAGGUAAUGGGGAGCAGUGGGUUUCUGGCCCUUUGAUAGCAGUUGCUGGCCAAGGUGCUGGAGGAGAGGAGCGGAGAUGUUGGCAGUGCUGAACUUCUGACAGUUCAUUGCGCCACGUUGGUGGGGAAACCCUGCAAAGAGAUUCCAACUAGCCAUGAGGCUCGCAAGGGGUGAGAACAGGACUGCGCUGCCAUCUCCCACGACUGCAGCCCUCUCGGACACUUGUCCCAUUAUCUGAGCUGCCCGGCGUGUCUGUUCUCUUUUUCAACAGGAGCUGACAAGGAGAUUGAUGUGAUUGACGUGACUCGCCAGGCCGACCUCAAGAUGCGCCUGGGUGACUUUGUCAGAUAUUACUCCAGCAGUCGCCGGGAGAAAGUACUGAACGUCAUCAGCCUCGAAUUCUCUGAGACCAGGCAAGGAAAAGGGGGAUAUGAAAACAGCUGUGUGUCCUUGUCCUUCAUUUUCCCCAGUAUUCACCCCACCCAGCAGAGAGAAACCCUGGCGCUGGAGAACCCCCACUUUUGCCAUGAAGCUGUAGUAUCUCCCUCCCUACUAAGCAGUAGUAUCCCUCUCCUUGCUAAGUGUCUUUGCUAUUGUGCGGGUGCAACAGAAGUCUUUGCAGAUGGAGAAAUAAGGCAGAGAAAGAGAGUUACUUGCCCAAGUGACUCCUCAAAUGAGUAAGGAUUUGAAAUGCAAUGUUCCUGUUCUAAAUCCACUCAUCUCUCUACUGGAUUACUAUUCUAAAAUCCUGUCAGGAGAAAUCUCUGAAAGAUGGAUGAGUCAAUUUAUUCUUCCUUCACAAUUUUUCAGGCUCUCUAAUUUGGUGGAGACUCCAAAGAUUGUGCGCAAAUUGUCCUGGGUAGAGAACCUGUGGCCUGGCGAGUCGGUGUUUGAGCGUCCCAACGUGCAGAAGUACUGCCUGAUGGGGGUGCGAGACAGCUACACGGACUUCCACAUUGACUUUGGUGGCACCUCUGUCUGGUACCAUGUGCUGCGGGUAAGAAUAUGAAGGCAUGGGGGUGGGCAGGAAGGGAGCUUGAUCUUAGAGCUGAGCCGCAGAACCAGCAGACCUCCCGGAUGUACUUCCACUUCAGAUUCCGGGUGAUGGUUGAAUGUUUCAUUGUCUGUUUCCCACCCUCUCCCCAAAUAUUUUCUUUUUGAAAGAAAUCCAUCUUGCACAUGCUAAGGUGGCUUAUUGGGGUGAAGGGUUCAAGAGCCAUUUGCCUGAGUAGGAGGAUAAAAAUUAGCCUGGAGCACCAGGCCUGGAGUCUGAGGUGGCAACUGGUAUACAGUCGGAUGAGUCUGCUGUCCUUGUGCUUAUGCUUUCUGUUCUAUGAGGAAUGAAGCUAAGCAGUUUGCUUAGCAAUAUGGGCUUGUUUGGAAGCUGCUGAAGGGCAUCAAGAGCAAAACUGAGCAGCAGGGAGGUAUUUCUUGCUUCCAGUUUGAUUUUCACAUCUCCUGUUCCAUCCUUACUCCAGAAGCUGCUGGCUGUUUUUACUGCUGCUGCUCCAUUUCUGGAGCUGGUACUCUUCUUCAUUUUCUUUUCUGGCAAGAACCGCCUCUUGUUAGGUGGUUGAAGCCCCCGUAGACGGAGGCUGAAGAAACAGAGUAUGUUGAGUUCAGAGAAGAAAGAGGAUUAAGAAUGGACUAGGUAAAUUUCAGGAGCUUUAAAGGAUGUCAGAAAUUGGAGGGUUUUUUGACAUCCACAGGCCAAUAAACAUUGUUUGAAUGGCAGGAAAGUAGACCUGGCUGGGGACGUGUGUGUGUCACAAUUCCAUACAAGCACAGGGGAAAACCACAACAAGCAUUCUGAUUGUCCUCUGUGUAAUUCUCUGACACUCCAAAUCAGCCUGCCUUGAGGUUGAGGCCAGGAGCUGGACUCUGCAGACUUGAUAGCAGCCGUGUUGUUUGCUUGAUCCACAUUAAAUGCCCCCUUGUGAAACAGGAUGCUUCCUUCUGUUACCCCAGCCCUCUCUGCACUUCAUAGCAUCUGCUUUCGCCCUGUUUGCCAGCUCUUUUGCCCCUAAACAUUAGAAGUGGCAUAUCAGCUCCUUUUCAUUACCAUCUGUUCCUCGCAGGGAGAAAAGAUCUUCUAUCUGGUACGUCCCACUGCUGCCAACUUGACCCUCUUUGAAGCCUGGAGCAGCUCUUCCAAUCAGAACGAGUUGUUUUUUGGGGACCAGGUGGACCGAUGUUAUCGCUGCCCCGUCCGGCAGGGCCAGACGCUCUUCAUACCCACAGGUACUGAGUCGCUCCAGCUCCUGCCUGCCACUUCUGUGGCCACUGCUACUCCUGGGGCCUUUGUUUUUCUCCCACUCAGGGACACCUCUCCUUCCAUUGUGAGUGACUUGCAUUGCCACAGAGUAAGCUGCAGCUCAGAAUGUGGUGAAAUCCAGCUGCAUCUAGCGGCUGGGGGACCCUUUCCCUUUCCUCUCAUAAGCCAUGAGUCCUUCUGGGAGGCCCAGUCCUUACUUAGUCCAUGUGACUGCUUCCUCCUUCCACUUUCAGGUUGGAUCCAUGCCGUGUUGACUCCUGUUGACUGCCUGGCCUUUGGGGGAAACUUCCUACACAGUCUCAACAUUGAGAUGCAGCUCAAGUGAGUUUGGCUGGGAGUGCUUUGCUGGUCUGCAGCGAGGCAUCUUGGGAAAUGGCGGGGAGGAGACUCGAUCACCGGUGGAGCACACCCUUUGGCAUGCAGAUGGUCCCUGAUCCAGUCUCCACAUAAGGGUGGGAAUGACUCUGAUCUGAAACCCUGGAGAAUCUCUGCCAGUCUGUACAGACAGACCAAUGAUCUAACUUGGUGUAAAAGCUUCCUUUAUGUUCCUAAAUGGGAUCAGAGCCAGGAGAGAAACAUAAUCACAGAACAGAAAGUCCUGCUCAGCAUGAUGCUCUGCUCCCCCUGCUCAGUGUUGGCUGGAUCCAGAGCUGUGUGCAUGUCAUGAUUUCUGUGAGACCGCAGAAUGGGAUACUGGGUGAAUUUCAGUUUUUAAAAGUGCCAGUUUCUAGUCCUUAUGGUUACACUGAAAAUGCCGGUGGGUGGAAUUGCUGAGGAAGGCUUCUGGAGGUUGCCCGGCUGGGUCUUGAAUGGCCUUCGAAACUCCUUGCGCCUUCACGCAGUUGGCAGCAGAGCAGAACAAAGGAUUUGAAAUUGUGCAAAUAGAUUUAAUUUACAGAAUUUGUUUUGGGGUGUGUUUCUGAUCACCAAAUUUAAGUUCCUCUGGCACAGAAUUCCAUGGUUUUGGAGCCUAGAGCAUACAUAACCUCACUGGUCUUUUUGUUUCCUCCUGCCCAGAGCCUAUGAGAUUGAAAAGCGUCUCAGCACAGCUGACCUCUUCAAGUUUCCUAACUUUGAAACCAUCUGCUGGUACGUUGGCAAACACCUGCUGGAUAUCUUCCGAGGUGAGUAUUGAGUCCUCCCCUCCACGCAGUGCCCCCUCCGUGCCCACACAAAGCUGCUGGGCAUGAGAGCUCCUGCUGCUAAUGCGCUCUGUCUCUCACAACAGGCCUUCGAGAGAAUCGCAGACACCCGGCUGCUUAUUUGGUUCACGGGGCCAAAGCUCUGAACACAGCCUUCCGCUCCUGGACUAAGAAGGAGGUAAAGGGUUGGAAGAAGGGCCUUCCUUGAGCUGCAGCUCUUUGUGUGGGGUUGCUGCCCGGGGUUCUGAUGGACUCAGGGCAAAGCUUGCCUGCCCUCCUGCCGGCAGUCAAGAAUAGACAAAAACACCUCCUAGACUCCACCAGCCUGCGCAUCAGGGAGAAAGCGAGUCUAUAAACUUUCUCCCUGGCGUAUUUCCUUUCUGUGGACGCCAUUUUUAUUUUGUAUGGAGAAGCAUUCAGUCCUGAGCCUCCGCUUGCAGUCAGAAGCGGUGCAGCUUGGACACAGAUUGACCACCUCUGCAAGGUCUAGGCCCAAAUCCCAAGAAUUUGAAGGGGGAGGAAAGUUGUGGGUGGGAUCCUGUGGCAUUCCAGAUGUUGUUGGACUCCCAACUCCCUUCAUCCCUGACCCCUGGGCCAUGCUGGCUGGGGCUGCUGGGAGCUGAAGUCCCACUCCUUCUGGAAAGGUGCUUGCUGCCAGCCCCUUUGCCAGUGGCACUUCCGUUGGGCACAGAGGGGCAGAGCUUGCAGCAACCUGAUCUCCUCCUCCUCAGGCCCUGGCAGAGCACGAGGAAGAAAUCCCUGGCACGGUGCGCCCAGCCCAGCUCAUCAAAGACCUGGCCAAGGAGAUCAGGCUUGUGGAAGUGAGUAUGAGAAGGAAGCCGGGCCCUUUCCUCCUGGCAUGGAGGGGCCUGCAUUCUGAGAUGGGGAGCAGCGUUGAGAGUAGCACCAUUUCUGCCCAGCCUUGAGUGCCCUUUUCAUCUCAGAUGCAAUUGCUAUAGGAAAAGACUGUGAAGAGAAUAAUUGGGUGCAGGAUAGUGCUCACCCCGGAAAUGAUCUCUUUCAGCUUCUGCCUUCUGGAAGAAGGUACAGGGUUAUAAAGACUAGGACUAGCCGCCUGAGAAACAGUUUCUAUUCAAAUGUGAUUUUGGUUUUAAACACAGUGUAAGGCAGUCUCUAUGGGAGUAUAUUGUAUUUAAUUAUGGGGUAUCAGAGUUUUUAGGGGGCUAACCAGGCUGGGAUAGCAGGUUUGUUGGUUUUUGAAUGUCUGAUGUAGAUUUUUUCAAUUUCUUUGUUCUGUAUGGGACAAUGACAAUAAAGAUUAUCGUAUUAAAAAAAGGAUGGCCACCAACUUAAAAAAUGAUUAGACAAAUUCAUGCAGGGCUAUCUGGCAAAGAGCCAGGGUGGCGGUGCUGUGCCUUUGCAGCUGGAGGCAGCCGUGCUUCCAAAGACCAGUUGCUGGAAAUCACAGGAGGAGAGAGGGCUCUUUGUGCUCAGGUUCUGCUUGCUGGUUUCCUGUGAGAACAGGAUGCUGGACUAGAUGGGCCCUUGGCCUAAUCCAGCAGGCUAUUCUUACAUUAUUUGGGCAGACCAGUAGAUGAGGGUUUGCCACAGUUUAUUACAGCUGCCUGCAGGAUAUACUAUAAACAGCCUGGUGUAGCUUAGAGCCAGCACCUGGCAGGUUCAUUGACUAGGGCUGCACUUUGGGGCUUGUUGCAGGUAUGUUGGUGCCUUGUUAAAGAGGAACUAAGUCCCCUGCAGUAUUCCUUGUGAUGAAUGUCUGGAUGGGUCUCGCAUCUCGUUCCCUGCAGCUUUGGUGCUUAUAAGAUGCUCUUCUUUCCAAAUAGGAGAUGUGAUUGCAGGCCAUUGUGCUUCCAUGCUGCGCUGCUUGAAGCAGAAGCCCUGGGUGGUUGCCGGUGUGCCUGUUGCAAGCAGAUCUGCUAGUUCCAGUUAGCCUUUUGAAUCAAUAGGUUGGCAUCUCUGCUCAUGAGUUGAUAUACCCCUUAGAGGCCGGAGUGUUCCCUUGCAAGCAGACCCCACACUGCGUCUGACUGAGUGUAACUUAGUGGCCAAGAGUGAGAGCUCAGAAAGGACCCGGUUCAACUUUCACUUCACCCAUGUGAGGGAAGAGGGGCUCAUCCCACUGGCUCUUUGGCCAGUAAUUCCACUGGAAUUCCACUUGCUGGAUCAUGUUCGCGGUGUGCUCAGAGCAGCCAUGGCGGAGACUGUAGCCUGGCUGUUUAUACCACACCGUAGAGAAAAAACAUAUAUUCUGGCAGCCCAAACACAUGCACAGAGGACUUGCAAGCUUGGUCUUUCUGUCCUGGGGGGAUACCAGACAGGUUUUUCCGACUGGCAAAUGCCUCCCUCUUGGUUUGUGAAGCGCAACAGAAGGCAGGCCCAGCCCAGCAGCAUUUCAUAGCAUCAGGUCUACGUUAAGGGCUGGGGGGGAGCGGGAGCGAUGUCUCCUUUGGGUUCUGAUGCUCACGCUCUUCCAGGAUAUAUUCCAGCAGAACAUUGGGAAGACAGGCAGCCCAUUUGGAUUGCAGAGGGGUACCCAGCCUGGUGCAGCCGCCAAAAGGGGAGACCAGAGCCCCAAGGAGCUGAGCCAGCAGAAGGCCAGCCGGAAGUACGUUGCCUCGGUCAAAGCCUUGGAGCAGGAGCUACUGGACAAAUACAAGCAGCAGGCCCUGAAAGCAGAGAGUCCUGGCCAGGAGGAGGUGAGCUGCCAUUGUGACUAUGCUACGCGUACUCUGAGGGGGCUGCGCACUGGGGUUCUCCAGAAGUUUUGAGUACAGAUUGAUUGGGGGAGGGGGGGAGAAAGACUUGGGGUACCUGUCUCCUGAAGCUUUGAGCUCGCUUUCUGAUUAGCGUAUAGCGUCACCCCCUUCUGGCCUCCUGUAGUCCACCCACCUUUUCCUUUCCAGUUUGACCUGCCAAGUUCCAGCCUGGAAGACACAGAUGGGGAACCCGACCUGACGGAGGAGGAGCUGCCCAUGAUGGUCGCCAACGGCCGGGGCGCCAGGUUCGCUUUUCUGUGUCUGCGUUAUGAUGUGCAAGAGGGGCCGGGUGGGAUGGGAAAGCGAGACAGAAUGGAGAGCUGAGCUGGUGAAGUUCCAGCAAUACUGGCCUGCCACCUUCACCGCUGCCUAGGGGUUACCUCAGAGAUUGUCAAUUAGAAGCUUGAGAGGGCCAAAUCCAUAGCCCUGGAUCUCAAGAACUGUGCCUACACCAUGGGUAGGCAAACUAAGGCCCGGGGGCCGGAUCUGGUCCAAUCGCCUUCUCAGUCCGGCCCGCAGACGGUCCGGGAAUCAGCGUGUUUUUACAUGAGUAGAAUGUGUCCUUUGAUUUAAAAUGUAUCUCUGUGUUAUUUGUGGGGCAUAGGAAUUCAUUAAUCCCCCCCCCAAAAAAAAAUAUAGUCCAGCCCUCCACAAGGUCUGAGGGACAGUGGACCGGCCCCCUGCUGAAAAAGUUUGUUGAUCUGUGGCCUACAUCCACUGCUUCCCAGGCUGAGGCACAAGCAAAGGCAUCAAAAGGAGUUAUGGCAGCAGCUGUGGGACUUAAUACAUCCACUUAAUACACCUCAAGCCCUUACUGCCAAGACACAGGGUAUGAGGAGAUGGAAAACACUGCAGGGAAGCAGCUCCACCCAAGUUUUUAGAAUUAGGCGGGGGGUGGGGGGUUGAACCUGGUGGUCUCCCUAAGUUGUGGAACUGCAGCUUCCACAAUCCCUGCCGCUGCUGUUCUGGCUGACGCUGUUGGGAGAUGGAGGCCAGCAACAUCUUGAGGGCCACAAUUUAGCCAUCCUUGCUGUAGUUGCUGUUCCCACUGUAGGAGAGAGAGUAACAGCUAUCUUUACCUUUGCCUUGGCUAACAUGGAAGUGAGCCAAUGGGCAGAGACAAUGCUGCCUUCCCUUUUUUGCUCUUGCCCACUUCAAAAUAAUAUGUGCCCCCCCUUAAAUAGCUGACCAGUGCCAGAGCAGGUCCCACCUCACUACAGUACCAACCAUAGGGACGAAUCUAGCCCAUUACUUCCUCCAAGUUGCCCAGAGUAGUGGACCUGCUUUUUCCCCUUCACCAUUUUUACCCUGUGAGGUGGAGGCUGUGAGUGGCUCAAGGUUGCCCGGAGAGCUCAGUGGCUCUGUGGGAAUUUGAACUUAGGUCUUCCAGCUUUUGGUGGCAGCAACGAUGCGAUUCUUUCCCAAGAAUUUCCAUUCCCCAAGGAGUGGUGCCGCUGGGGUGGGAAAUAAGACUGGGGUUGUGUCCAACUAGAUUUGACUCAGGGUAGACAAUUGAUAAGGGAUGCGGGUGGCACUGUGGGUUAACCACAGAGCCUAGGACUUGCCAGUCAGAAGGUUGGUGGUUUGAAUCCCCGCGACGGGAUGAGCUCCCAUUGCUCGGUCCCUGCUCCUGCCAACCAAGCAGUUUGAAAGCACGUCAAAGUGCAAGUAGAUAAAUAGGUACCACUCUGGCCUGAAGGUAAACGGCGUUUCCGUGCGCUGCUCUGGUUCGCCAGAAGCGGCUUAGUCAUGCUGGCCACAUGACCCGGAAAAACUGUCUGCAGACAAACGUCGGCUCCAUUGGCCAGUAAAGCGAGAGGAGCGCCACAACCCCAGAGUCGUCCACGACUGGACCUAAUGGUCAGGGGUCCCUUUACCUUUAGACCAUUGAUAAUGAUGGACACAGCUAACAUUGGAUACAACCCAGUGUUCUUUCCCCUCCUACAUGGCUCCUCCAUUAGGGCCGAGCCAACAAUCAAGUGUAAAGGCAGAUUUUCAUCAUGUACAGAUAUUUGUACAGCGAAAAUGGUAUGGGGCACCCAAAACAGUACCAAGCUGUGUACAGCAGCUGUUGGAUCAGGGCCACGAGAGGCACGUCCCUGACCAGUCGUAAUGUUUUCUCCUAGCAGGAAAAUCAAGGCCUCUGAACGCAGCCGGAGCCAUAAAGGGGCACUGGCACAAGUUCCCCGCAGCCCAUCUGAUGCUGAAGCUCCCGAUAUGGACUCUGAGGAGGACCUGCAGAUCGAUGAGACACCGCGCAGGGAGAGGAGGAGCCUGGUGUUGCACAAGAGGCUGCCCAGUAUGUCUCAUCUCUCCCCCCCCCCCGUUUCUGUCUCUCUGCCUGUCACGUCUCUCUCGGGUUGGGAAAACACGCAUUUAAUUCUAUUGGCGCUAUAACCCACCCUCCACCAAAUGGCCCCAGGUGGGUUAGAAAAACAUCACAGUUAAAAUAAAAAAUCUGCCAAAGCAACAAUGAUCAGCUUAGCAAAGCAGCAGCACAAGUGAGCAUUGCAGGAGGAGGGAAAACAAGAGGUCCAUCUUGACCGCUCAUCAAAAAGCAUAUGGGGAUAACUUCUGAGAUUUAACAGGCACUUUUGUACACAGUUACAAGCAUUUUUUGGCAGGUAUAAGGUCUAGGAGCUUGUAAGGAACAAAAUUAACAUUAAAGUUUAAAGAAUUGGGAGCAUUUCACAUUCUGUGCACAACUCUAUAGAGUUUGCCUUUCUCCGCUUCCUGCUUUCAAGGAACUUUUCCUGUCACUCAUCUUCAGUGGCUUGUUGAACAAGCUCUGCCCUCCUCUUUGUCAUAUUCAUCUUCCAAAGGGGCUACACCUCACCCCCCUUCCUGCUCAACUCCUGCUUCAGGCAUUAUUAGCAGCAAUAUCGUGGAAUUUCCAAAGUCUCUGCCUGGCUAAAUGACAAACUGGCAGCCCGAUCCUGUACCUGCUUGGUCCUUGCCCCCUCCCAGAUCACAUAUGUUGCACUGCAAUCACCUGAUGGGUCUAUGCAAUAGUAGCCCCUUCCCUUGCAGAUGCUGGCAUGCUUCUGUCACAGCCCCCAAUUCCUACUCCUUUGUGUCCAACUGUUAAUUGAACAUUUGCUGUCUUUUGCUUCAAGAAUUUCCCCGGAAGUUGCCACGAGCCAAGCCCUGCUCCGACCCAAACAGAGUGCGAGAGCCAGGGGAAGUAGAGUUCGACAUUGAGGUAAGUUGGGCUCGUGACUUCAGGAAUGUUGUGCUGCCGGGAGCUUGAUAGCAGAAAUGAGGCUUCAUUUAAGUUACGAUCUCCCUGGAAAUUUGAGUCUGACAUCUGGAGGGUCAUGGCCUUACUUCAGGGAAGUAGGCAAUAAGUUUGUUUGUUUAUUUUAAGGCAUUCUUAUGCCUCUUAAUCAUUAGCAGUUCAGGUAAGGAUGGCCAUUUCAGGGGUUUUUCUGGAGUUGAAGGGGGCAGGCCACUGCAAGAUUCACACAUUUGCUCUUGUUUUCAUUUUAUUAUUAUUAUUAGUUUUGUUUGUUUGUUUAUGCCACCCAUCUGACUGGGUUAGCCCAGCCACUCUGAGCAGCUUCCAACAAAUUAAAACACAGGAAGACAUCAAACUUUAAAAAUGUGCUUUUAUUGUUUUUUGAAAUGUGCCUUUAUUAUUGUUCCAAGCUGCCUAAAGUAAAAAGAAUGACUAGAUCAGUGGGGAAGUGUGUGUUUUUAAUAACCUUUCUUUUUGUACCUCCUAAGUGGAGAGAAGCUCAGUCUGAAACGUGGCCACUUCCCUUUUCUGAAGACUGGUGCUCUGGGACAGGCAUCAGUCGCCCUCUCUUUCUGAAUCAUUUUCCUCCUCCAAUAGCGACGAGCAGCAAAAGAACCAUGAGUUCUCCUGAGGCUCCUUCUCUGUCCCUCAACACUGGGCUUCAACCUCCAGGGGAACAAGCCACUGCUCCCUUUACUAGGUUUUGUGGGAUGCAGACCAGUUCCUGUGUGCUUGUGUGACUAUUUCCUCCACUCUUGCAGCCUGGCUGCUCAGGUUCCUCUUAAGGAGGGUGGGAAAGAGGGCUCUGCCUCUGCUGCUAUCGGACACAGUGCACAGAGAAGCAGGAUAUAAACUUAAUAGGCGAAUUGCCAACCGAGGCUCUCUGAAACUUGUUCCAUUCUCAGGAGGACUACACCACAGAAGAAGAGGAGGACGCCUCUGGCGAUGACCAGCUGGAGGGCAGCAGCAGCGCCGCCGGGAUCCUGGACCUGCUCAAGGCCAGCCGGCAGGUGGGCGGUGCAGACUAUGACGAGCUCAGGUGAGAAGCAGCCGCUGAUGGGCCUCAGGUACUGCUGCUGCUCUUGGGGCCUCUAGACAGACCUGCCCAUGGGAGGUCUCAGGGCGCUCUUCCCUUCUCUGCAAGAGAUGGUUUGUCCAGAAGUGCUGGAGGGGGCUCUCUUCUUAUAAGAGCAAAAGAAAGAGGUGCUUUCUCCCUUCCUUUUAGGUGGGGAGCCUCCAGGCCGCUCUCUGCCUGGCCACACCUCCCUCCCCAGCCAUACCGUCCACAUACUGGCACGAGGACCCUGGCUGGUUGCCUAGAAGGAACUGUCACCCAUGGGCUGAAAAAGGAGCCCCACAUUUGAGAGUGCAUUUCUUCUCCGCAGUCUACCCUCUUCAAAACUGAGAUGUUGUCUUGCGUACAUGCGUCACCCAAGCAGCCCCCUUGGGGUGUCCUGUCCCCUCUGCUUUGCCAAAAUGGCUGUGCUGGCAAAGGCUGAUGGGAGUUCUAGUUGGAAGCACCUGGAGGGUGCCAGGCUGAGAAAGACCUGCUCUCAAAUGUGGGAGGCAGGAAGUCAGUCACCAAGGAGAGGAAGAGGCAGAGGAGGAAAAGCUAGAGGGGCACCACUCCCAAACCUCCAGUUUCAUGUUGUAACUGCCAUGUGUGGGGCCAGGCGUAUAGGAUAGGGAACCUGUCCACCCAUCACUUUCACACCUAGGUCCUUCCUGCUCAGUACAGUGGUACCUUGGGUUACAGGCGCUUCAGGUUACAGACUCUGCUAACCCAGAAAUAGUACCUUGGGUUAAGAACUUUGCUUCAGGAUGAGAACAGAAAUCAUGCUCCGGCAGCGCAGUGGCAGCAGGAGGCCCCAUUAGCUAAAGUGGUGCUUCAGGUUAAGAACAGUUUCAGGUUAAGAACGGACCUCCAGAACGAAUUACAGUGGUACCUCGGGUUAAAUAUUUAAUUCGUCCCGGAUGUCUGUUCUUAACCUGAAACUGUUCUUAACCUGAAGCACCACUUUAGCUAAUGGGGCCUCCCACUGCUGCCGCACUGCCAGAGCACAAUUUCUGUUCUCAUCCUGAAGCAAAGUUCUUAACCCAAGGUACUAUUUCUGGGUUAGCAGCGUAUGUAACCUGAAGCGUAUGUAACUCGAGGUACCACUGUAAGUUCUCUGAUUUCUCAGCACAUGUUAUUCUCUGCAUAUUAUAUAAUUAUUUCAAUUCUUAUAUUAUCUAUCUACCAUGUUAUCAAUCACUAAAUUUGUGUAUGUUUAUUCAAGGAGUCCAAUUCAUUUUGUUGUCAUUUUAAAUACUUUGUAAAAAGUUCCCAUUCUUCUUUGAAGUCACAGUUGUCCUUAUCUCGCAGUUUGUAUGUCAGUUUAGCCAAUUCUGCAUAGUUCUUCAAUUUCUCUUGCCACUGUUCUUUUGUUGGGGUUUCCUCAUUCUUCCAUCCUGAACGAAUUAAGUUCUUAACCCAAGGUACCACUGUAUUGGUUUCCCUGUGUCUGAUCACAAUGCCAGAAUGGCCAUGCUAUCCAUCUAUUGGCGAGCACUAAACUGGCUUCUUCAUGCAGCACAAGGUCAAAGUAUGGAACUCGCACCUCCAGGAGACAAUUGUGGCCUCCAACUUGGAUGGCUUUAAAAGAGGAUUAAACAAAUUCAUGGAGGAGGAGGAGGUGGAGGAGAAACAGAAGAGGGCCAUCGAUGGCUACUAGCCAGAAUGACUAGUAGCCAUCUUAUCUCUGCAGCAAUGCUUCUGAAUACCAGUUGCUGGAAACCAAAGGGGCCGGGGGAGGGGCUCUUAUGCUCAUGUUCUGCUCGCUGGUUUCCCACGGGCAUCUGGUUGGCCACUGUGGGAACAGGAAGCCAGAGUAGAUGGCUCCUUGGCCUGCACCCAGCAGCCCCUUUUAUGUCCUUCUCCCACUUUCUCUUGUCAUGGAUUUCUACUCAGUAUUGAUAGUUAGCAGAAUAAAAUUCCCUCAAAAAUAGACCAGAGGCAAUUGCGUUUCAUUCAGCAGAGCUUUGCUGCUACUGAAGGCAAAUGAGCAUCUUGGUCACAAAUCCAAUACAUUCAGGGUUGGCACUGUCCAUAAGGAAUCCAGUUGCAGCAGACUUAACUUAAAUUUACAGUAACUUAUAAUAAGUCUGAACCUUAACACUAAGCCUACUAUGUACAGAACACCACGCCAGAAAGGAAAAGAGAAAGAGAGAGAGAGCCAGGCUCCUUCUGGCCUUAUUAUUACAGUCAGCAUGACCUUGUCAGAAAGAGAUAAUAGAACCAGUUUUAGCCAGCUGUACUCAGCUUCUCUGAAGGAAUAACACAAACAUCAUGAACCUACUGCUUGUUUCUUUCACAUAGAGAAGCUUCCAGAACCCUCUUGAAUUAAUUAGAAUAGCAAAGAUCUCUACAUAUCAGAUCAAUACAGAGGUACCUCAGGUUACAUACACUUCAGGUUACAGACUCCGCUAACCCAGAAAUAGUGCUUCAGGUUAAGAACUUUGCUUCAGGAUGAGAACAGAAAUCGUGCUCCAGUGGCGUGGCAGCAGCAGGAAGCUCCAUUAGCUAAAGUGUUGUUUCAGGUUAAGAACAGUUUCAGGUUAAGAACGGGCCUCCAGAACGAAUUACGUACUUAACCUGAGGUACCACUGUACUUUCUGUAGUAAGAAAUGCAAACAGACACUUCUAGCAUUGGGGUCCCCUUUCAUCUAUGAUUGGUCCUCCCUCCCUCUUUCUCCAGUUAAGAGCUGUGUAUGUAUUCUGCGGGUCCAAAGAAGCUCAGAGUGUAGCAUUGGUCAGUGGUCCAGAAGAAAAUUUCCUCUUUUUAUUUCAUUUCAUUUUAUUUAUGUAAUACAUGUUUAUCCCGUCCCUCCUUCCAAAGGAUCUCAGGGCGGCAAACAUCAACAUUUUUUAAUUAUUUAACAAAAUACAUAGACUGCUUUAGUAUAGUCAGUUUACAAGAAAUAUUAAGAUUAUCCAUAAAAAAGUUUAAAACCAUUAAGAGCAUUCAAAAAUAUUUAAGAUUAACUGUAAAAGAGCUUAAAACAUGUCAAGACUUACACAUCUGGAUGGGCUUUCCUAAACAGAAAUGUUUUUAGCAGGUGCUGAAAAGGAUACAGAGAAGGCACCUGCCUGGUGUCCAUAGGCAGGGAGUUCCAAAGUGUAGGUGCUGCCACACUAAAAGGUUGAAUUUUUUUUGAAACAGUGCUAUUUAAAAUAAAAUUAAAUCAUCUUUAAAAUAAUUUAAUAUGGUUUUCUUUUUUAAAAAGAAAUUUCAGUCCUCUCCCUUCAUGGAGGCAAAGGGGUGCUUGAGGGAGUGUGGGUGAUGCCUCCUGCCUGUCAUCUCACAAGUCGGGGGUGGGGGGAGCUGAAUAUGAUUUCCAGCUGUCCAGGGGCCCUGCAGAAGUUCAUAGCUGCUCCUCCUCCCCAAAGCUAGAAAAACCCAGAAUAAAUUUGGCAAAUACAUACAAAGUGCGCAAUACAUUUCUCAAAAUAAGAGAAAUGAUGCCUGUUUGCUGGAUUUCUACAGCUUUUCUUGGGGCAUAGCUUUACUUACCGUAUUUUUCGCUCUAUAAGACGCACCAGACCACAAGACGCACCUAGUUUUUAAAGGAGGAAAACAAGAAAAAAUAUAUUCUGAAUAUCAGAAGCCAGAACAGCAAGAGGGAUCACUGUGCAGUGAAAGCAGCAAUCCUUCUUGCUGUUCUAGCAUCUGGGAUAGCUGCGCAGCCUGCAUUCGCUCCAUAAGACGCACACACAUUUCCCCUUACUUUUUAGGAGGGGAAAAGUGAGUCUUAUAGAGCAAAAAAUACGGUAUUUUUUCUAAAUAUACAUGGAUUAUGCUUGAGCUCCUGCUUGUGGAUGCUCAGCUUUGCUGCCAAGUCGGGGGCUGGGUCGGCAGUACGAUGUGGGCUGUUGUGGCUGAUGCCGUGUGCCUCUUUUGUGUCCCCCGCAGUGAUGCACCUGCCUCCCCCAGCACUCAGGAAGCCAUCCAGGGCAUGCUGUGCAUGGCCAACCUCCAGUCGUCCUCGUCCUCGCCAGGGGCCUCCAGCUUGCAAGCCUGGUUGACAGCGGGGCACGAACGCGGCUCUGCGGGAGCCUCCGGCACUCAGCGCUCAGGAAAGAGGCCCGUCAAGCGCCCGGCCCAUCACAGCACCGACAGCGAGGAAGAGGCCAGCAUGGACGAGCAAGAGAGCCUGGGCGCCUGCUUCAAGGAUGCUGAGUACAGUAAGGAUGCCCUGUCUGAGAAGAGGGGCUUUGCUCUGCAAUAACAGGGCGGGGGAGAGUGGCAGGGAAAGGGGGAGAGAGAAUGAGGUCCAGACAAGGGCUGGGACCCUCCAGGGAUUGCAGGACUACAGCUCCCAUCACCCUGAGCACUGGCCCUCCUGGCUGGGGCUGAUGGGAGUUGGAGUCCAUCAACAUCUGGAGGGCCACCGGGUUUCACCAGCCCUGCUUUAAAGGAAGCAGCCAAUAAGGAUCAGGCUGGAUCCUUAUACUCUAAAGGAGGCUUAUAUUGCACUUGGUCUCCAAAAUGCGCAAAAGGUUCCCAAGUGACUGCUGAAGUGUCACGCGGCUUUGGUCUGUUCACUGUAAUUUGGCCUUUGUCUGGGUAAGCACCACUUUCCCCCAGAGCAGGGGCCAAAGGGCGUUAACACUACCUGCUGCUGUCUCCCUGUUUGUGCUGCUACUACCCCAAGGCUGGCAGCUGUCAUUGGGGCCGGGCUCAGCUGCCCGAGCUCAGUGGCUGCAUGCCCUGUGCCCCUCCUCCCUAUGGGGCGGGGGGCAGAGAGAGUGAGAGAGAGCAAGAGUAGACUGGCCUAGCAGCACCGAAAUUCCCCACUGUGACACCUUUCUCUGGUUUGGCCCUUGCCCACCCUUGCGCAGCUGGAGAGCAGGAUUGGAGGGGUCCUUCCUGGUCUCUGUUUCUGUGAAUUUCAGACAAUUUCUGUAGAAGAUUUAGCUGGUAGCUAAAUCUCACAGUUUAACGCCACUCAGCAAUUCCGGCAUUUUGUUUUUUAAAUGUUGUUUGGUCUGAGUGUGAAGAUGUGGGGUAAACGCUGCUUACCAGUUUUUUGUAACUGAAGUGCCUGUAUGGAACUCGGUCCUGCCUGAUUCCCUUUUUCCAUAGUUUAUCCUUCCUUGGAAUCGGACGAAGAUGACCCAGCCUUGAAGUCUCUACCAAAGAAGAAGAAAUGCACAGACGAUGCGCCUUGGAGCCCCAAGGGUAAGAACCCAUCUCCUGUCACUGGGACGGGUGCAUGAAUGUGAUGCUGCACAGAGGCAGGAAGAGCACCAAAUGCAAUCUCCUGAGUUUAUUUGCUUCAUAAUGUUGUUGCUAAACAAGCUUCUUGGUGGAUCCAGAGAUAUGUUUGAAAGUGGGUGGCUGAAAUGCCUGUGGAGAUGAGAGGAUUUCAUGAAUAAGUUUUUCGCAUUUGGGGACGGGCCUUCUGUCUCCCACAUUGGGCCUUGGCCUUCCCCAUGAACAUCACUAGCCCAAUAAAUUGUGCAGGUUUGUUGCAGGCGUGCCGUUUGCUUGCUGUGUAUGCUUUGCAGGUUUCAGAAGCCAGCUUUCCUUUGUGCAAAGGAUGGGAACCCUCGAGGUCUAGAUUUUCUGUUUUCUGCACUUCAACAAAAAUCUGUGCUGAGUAAUGCAGCCCGUUCUGCAAUUCUGCAGCAUCAUGGAGUGCAAAAGAGACUGGCCUCUCAGGAUUGCUUGACUUAACUGAAGCAAUUUGGUUUGGGGAGACUUUUCUGGUGAAGGCAAAAAAACAACAACAACACAAACACAAAAAAACACACACACAGCCUUUGCUGUAUGGAAGGGAAGAAGGGCUUUUUCUUUUAGAAAGAAAGGUUUUGGGUUUUUUAAAGAAACAGCCUCUUAAGCAGUGUUGAGAGGGCUGUACUUCAUGGCUCUGAAAUGCACCCGGAGUGAAGGGCACCCUCCACUCACAGUGCAUGCUGUUCCCUUCUCUUUCCUUUGCUCAUAUGUGCAUAUACCUGCCAUUCCUGGGUGUGGCUCCUCCUGGAUUGAAAGCUGCAUCUCCUAGAAGGCCUAGGGCAGGGACGUCCAACUCCCAAUAGACUGUGAUCCUACUCACAGUAUAAAAAAAAUCGCAGUGAUCUACCCAUCAUUGUUGUAUGGACUAAAGUUGUUGAGCUUUUCUGGGAGGGAGGGAGGAGAUGAGAUGACUGCGGGGCCAGAGAUCUACCAGGAUCUUCCAGGAACACCCCACGAUCUACCAGUAGCCUGGCCUAGGGGGCGUUCUUGCUUGUGGGGCAGCACCACGAGUUGUGCUGAUCGCUGUUUGUGUAGCAUUUUCCAUUCCUGUGGGUCCCUCUCCAUGCUCCCACUUGGAGCAGGAACAGUGAUUUUCUUUCCUCCUUUGAAAUCUCUCUUAGUUGGCACAGGAUGAGGGUGUUGUUCUUCCUUUAAGCCCAAAGUCCAGAAUACCACCAGGAACACAAACAACAUUUCUUUUCCUCCUUGCAGCCCGGGUCACCCCAACACUGCCCAAGCAAGACCGUCCUGUGCGUGAGGGGACCAGAGUGGCGUCUGUCGAGACAGGUUUGGCGGCUGCGGCAGCUAAACUGGCUCAGCAGGUAAGUGACAGGACUUGCUUUGGAGGUGGGAAGAAGGGACAGAGAUGCUGGGAUGUCUUUGAAGACAUCGGAGAGGCUUUUGCUUCACAAACUCAGAGGCCUCAGGAUGUUUCAGGCAGGGUAGGGCUGGAGUUUGGUAGAAUAUUUCUGACCUUCAUUGUUAGAGGAUCAGUGUGCUAACUUAUUCAUUAAUUGCCUUUUCGUCAGUGGUUCUUAAAGCAACGUUGCGACUAAUAAAUCUGCAUGAGCUACACCUAUUCUAGUACUUUGUGUUUGGAUUAGAUUUCACAGAGAUUUCAGUAUUCUUCGUGGGGUUUGUGGCCAAAGAAAUAACCUUUGUGUAACCCUUUAAAAUAAUCCAUUUUUGGAAUUAUCCCCAGCCACUGCUAAUAGAUAACUUUAGUGACCCAAAGCCAGGGAUGGGCUAUGAAUUCUCUGCCCUGGAGCUCCCAUCCCAGGGAGAAGCCAACAUAUGUCCCAUCAGCCCCAGCCAGCUUAGCCAGUGGUCAGGGAUGAUGGGCAUUGUAGUCCAGCAACAUCAGGAUGGCAUCAUCCGGUGGCACCUCCUGCGCCCUGUGAAAGGCUGGCCAUUAUCCAGAGAUUUACAGAAGAUUGGAAGAAGUAUAUGAAUUAUCUGAAGAGCAAUUGUAAUCAACAAAUUACGCUAGUAGGACUACAAGAAGUUUUGUAAGGAGAAAUAUAUGAAGUGUUACAAAGUAGAAAAAGAUGAGAUAUUGUUUAUGAGUUUGAAAUGUAAUAGGGAAAAUAAGAAAUGCAUACUAAGAGAUUAGACUGGAAAAUUUUCAGACAGGACUGAUGGAAGUCAAAAAAAGUGAAUAAGAUGUAAAAGUAUGUUUAAUUAUUGUUGAAACUGGUAUUUUAAAAUCUAAUACACACACACACACACACACACACACACAUAUAUAUGAGAAUGAAAGGCUGGUCAUGAUCACAACUAGAGCUGUAAAUAAGGAAUUCCUUCGUUGCUUUCUCUCCGUCUGUCUUAAGGAACACCAGAAGUUGCAGCGACGGAAACUCGUCAAAAAGAAGCUGCCCUCUCCCAAGCCACCCAGCCCGGAACCGGAGCCGGAGCCGGAGCCGGAACCAGACCCAGAACCAUUGGAAGCCGAAGUGGAACCAGACCUGCCUCUGCCACAGCAGGAUCCAGACCCGGGAGCGGCGGCUCUGGCGCCCACUCCUCCCACCCCAGAACCCAAGCAGGAGCAGUUUGCUGGCAGUCUGGUGGACCACGAGUACACCGCCCGGCCCAAUGUCUUUGGCAUGGCCCAGGUGAACCGCAGCUCCACGCCCAUGGCACCUGGCGUCUUCUUGUCCCAGCGGCGCCCCUCGGCUGGCUCCCCAGGUCCUCAGGCAGCCCAAGGUAAGCUGGAGUGUGUGGACUUUGGGAGGCUGGUGCUGUUGGCGCAGAUUACAGGAGGAUCUGGGGGUGUUCUAGGAAUCCAAAAUCAUUUAGUCCAGAGCAGUCCUUGCCUGAACACCAUCCCACUGGACUCCUUUCUGUGUCAAUGAGCAAGUGGGAAAGAUUUUUCCUUCUCUGGCAUCAAGGUGUUUUGGGCUGGUUCUUGGACCAUGACACCAUGGGACUUCAAUAAUAAUAAUAAUAAUAAUAAUAAAUUUUAUUUAUACCCCGCCCUCCCCAGCCAAAACCGGGCUCAGGGCAGCUAACACCCGAUAUAAAAACAAAUUGGUUGAAAUACAACUUAAAAACAAGAUUAAAAUACAACGUUAAAACAUUAAAAUACAGCCUCAUUUCAAUGGAAACUCAAAUCAAAAACUUUUUGGGGAUGAAAACGUCAAGACUUCACCAAGGCUAACUUUCCAGACUGGUCCUACAUGGGCCAGAAAAAAGCCAGGGAAGUCCCCAAAUAGGAGUUCCAUCACAGAAGGAAAAAGGAAAAAGGAAAGAGGGGGAGGGGAUCAAAUUGAUUCCAAGCCAAAGGCCAGGCGGAACAACUCUGUCUUACAGGCCCUGCGGAAAGAAAUCAGAUCCCGCAGGACCCUGGUCUCAUGAGACAGAGCGUUCCACCAGGCCAGAGCCACAGUUGAAAAGGCCCUGUCUCUGGUUGAGGCUAAUCAGACUUCCUUAGGGCCCGGGACCUCUAGUGUUGCUAUUUAUGGACCUUAAGGUCCUCCGUAGGGCAUACCAGGAGAGUAGGCAGAAGCUGUGUAUCUUGUUUGGAUAAGUUGACCUCUGGCUGUCCUCAUCCCUGACUCAACCAUUUCCCCCCCUCUCAGGGAAACGCCCCAAGAAGGGCUUAGCGACAGCCAAGCAGCGGCUGGGACGCAUCCUGAAGAUCCACCGUAACGGCAAGCUGCUGCUCUGA